Molecule: messenger RNA, 16339 nt
Organism: Mirounga angustirostris (Northern elephant seal)
Lineage: Eukaryota; Metazoa; Chordata; Mammalia; Carnivora; Phocidae
Gene: RABEP1
Product: rabaptin, RAB GTPase binding effector protein 1
Exons: 16
Coding region: 666-3224 (852 amino acids)
Biological process (GO): endocytosis; Golgi to plasma membrane transport
Cellular component (GO): endocytic vesicle; endosome
Molecular function (GO): GTPase activator activity; growth factor activity
Source: RefSeq, a predicted model, not a curated record
CUCUCUGUCAAAUAAAUAAAUAAAAUCUAAAAAAAAAAAAAAAAAAGUACAUUAUGACCAUGCGUAGUAGGAAUGCAAGGAUCGUUUAACAUGAGAACAUCUGUUGAUGUAACUCACUACAUUGACAAAGUAAGAAAAAACAGGGCAUUCAGUAAAAUUCUUAACACCCUUUAGUAAUGAGUUCAUACUAGUUCUUAGCAAACUAGGAUGGAGGGGGGCCUGCCUUAGCCUAUGAAAACAUUUUUAAUAGAAACCAGUAGCCUUCACUUAAUAGUGAAAUGAGAUAAGAAAGCCUAUUAUCAGUACUUCAUUUUUAUACUGGAGGUCCUCCUAGCCAAUGCAAUAAAAUAAAAAGAAAUGAGUUAUACAAUUUGGAAAGUUAAGGAUAGUUUUGUCUCCAUGUGGAGUCUAUAUGGUUAUCAACAUAGAGUAACCAAGAGAAUCUACACUAUUAGAACUAAGAGAUCAAUAUAGUAAUGUUUCUGUGUACCAGUAACUAAUUAGAGAAGUAAUAGAAGAAAAAGAAAUUCUGAAAAAAAUAAAAGACAAAUAGAAAAAAAAAAUCAGAAUUUUUAGUCACUUGGGAAUACGUCUAACAAGGUUGUGGGAAACCUUUAUAGAGGAUAAUUAUAAAACAAGUAUUGAAGUACAUGAAACCUUGAUAAAUGGAAUGUGAUGCCAUGUUCAUAGGUAGAAAGACUCCGUGUCAUAAAGAAGCUAACUCUCCUCAGUUUGUAAAUUCAGAGCAAUUCCAAUUAAAGUCUCAGUUUUCCUGUAUGGAUCUUCAGACUAUCUUCAGUUUUACAAGGAAGAACAGGAUCAAGAAAAUGCUGACCUACUAUAUCGAACCACUGAUUUAUAGGAAAUACCACGAACGAAGGAACAAGUUCAGCUAUGUUACAGAGGACCUGAAGCGGCAGAAUGCGGUGUUGCAGGCGGCGCAGGACGACCUGGGGCAGCUGCGCACGCAGCUGUGGGAAGCCCAGGCAGAGGUGGAGAACAUCAAGGCCAUCGCCACGGUCUCGGAGAACACCAAGCAGGAAGCAAUCGACGAAGUGAAAAGACAGUGGAGAGAAGAGGUCGCCUCGCUUCAGGCUGUGAUGAAAGAGACCGUCCGCGACUACGAGCACCAGUUCCACCUCCGGCUGGAGCAGGAGCGCGGCCAGUGGGCGCAGUACCGCGAGUCCGCCGAGCGGGAGAUCGCCGACCUGCGGCGGCGGCUGUCCGAAGGCCAGGAGGAGGAGAACCUGGAAAACGAGAUGAAAAAGGCUCAAGAGGAUGCUGAAAAGCUUCGGUCUGUUGUGAUGCCCAUGGAGAAGGAAAUCGCGGCUCUGAAAGACAAACUGACAGAGGCUGAAGACAAGGUUAAAGAGCUGGAGGCCUCAAAGGUUAAGGAACUGAAUCAUUAUCUGGAAGCUGAGAAAUCUUGCAGGACUGACCUGGAGAUGUACGUGGCUGUUCUGAAUACUCAGAAAUCCGUUUUACAGGAAGAUGCCGAGAAACUGCGGAAGGAAUUGCAUGAAGUGUGCCAUCUCCUGGAGCAAGAGCGACAGCAGCACAACCAGCUGAAGCACACGUGGCAGAAGGCCAAUGACCAGUUUCUGGAGUCUCAGCGUCUGCUCAUGCGGGACAUGCAGCGCAUGGAGAUGGUGCUCACGUCGGAACAGCUGCGGCAGGUGGAAGAGCUGAAGAAGAGAGACCAGGAGGAAGACGAACAACAGAGAUUUCACAAGAGGAAGGACCACGACGGAACAGAGGUUGAGGAGGAGGCAAAAGCCGCGGCUGUGUGUGCUUUCACGCACGAGGAGUCUCCGGCCCAGCUGUCGAAUGAAGAGGAGCAUUUAGAUAGCGCCCACGGGUCGGUGCACUCGCUGGAUGCGGACUUACUGUUGCCGUCUGGAGACCCGUUCGGUAAAUCGGAAACAGACGUGUUCAAAGACGGACUCAGGAGAGCACAGUCUACCGACAGCUUGGGAACCUCAGGCUCCCUGCAGUCCAAAGCUUUAGGCUAUAACUACAAAGCAAAAUCUGCCGGAAACCUGGACGAAUCGGAUUUUGGACCGUUGGUCGGGGCAGAUUCGGUGUCUGAGAACUUCGAUACUGCUUCCCUGGGGUCCCUGCAAAUGCCAAGCGGGUUCAUGCUCACCAAAGAUCAGGAGAGGGCGAUCAAGGCCAUGACACCCGAGCAAGAGGAGACCGCGUCGCUCCUCUCCAGUGUCACCCAGGGCGUGGAGAGUGCUUACGUGUCCCCCAGUGGUUACCGCCUGGUCAGCGAGACCGAAUGGAACCUCCUGCAGAAAGAGGUGAAGAAACUGCAGGCGAUGCUGAGGCAGGCGAAUGAGCAGCUGGAGGGGACGGCGAGGGAACGGCAGGAGCUGGAGGGCGCUCUGAGUCGCAGCGCCCAGGACGCCGGCCACCAGAUCUCUGCACUCGUCCUAAGAGCCCAGGCGUCUGAGAUCUUACUUGAAGAGUUACAGCAGGGGUUUUCCCAGGCAAAAAGGGAUGUUCAGGAGCAGAUGGCGGUGCUGAUGCAGUCGCGGGAGCAGGUCUCAGAGGAGCUGGCGAGGUUACAGAAAGACAACGACAGUCUGCAGGGAAAGCAUAGCUUGCACGUGGCCCUGCAGCAAGCGGAAGACUUCAUUCUCCCAGACACUGUGGAGGCGCUGCGGGAGCUGGUCCUCAAAUACCGAGAGAGCAUCGUGCACGUGCGGACCGCGGCCGAGCACACGGAGGAGAAGCUGAAGGCUGAGAUCCUGUUCCUGAAAGAGCAGAUUCAGGCGGAGCAGUGCUUAAAAGAGAACCUGGAGGAGACCCUGCAGCUGGAGAUAGAAAACUGCAAGGAGGAGCUAGCUUCCAUUUCUAGCCUAAAAGCUGAACUAGAGAGAAUAAAAGUGGAAAAGGGACAGCUGGAGGCCACCCUGGGGGAGAAGUCUCAGCAGCUCGAGGGCCUCCAGGAGAUGAAAACCACUUUGGAGGAACAGUUAAAGAGAGAGGCUGCUGCUAAGGCGACUGUGGAGCAGCUGAUGUUCGAAGAGAAGAACAAAGCUCAGAGGCUGCAGACGGAGCUCGACGUCAGUGAGCAAGUCCAGAGAGACUUCGUAAAGCUUUCUCAGACCCUUCAGGUGCAGCUGGAGCGGAUCCGGCAGGCGGGCUCCCUGGAGCGGAUCCGGGCGAUCCUCAACGACACCAAGCUGACGGACAUCAACCAGCUCCCCGAGACAUGACACCCGAGCGGGACGCCGGCCUGCACCCUGGGUUUUUAACUCCUCUUAGAGCAACAUUAAUUAUUAUUUAACUCUUAACCGAAGAAGUCACAAGAAAGGGAGCCCGGAGCGAUGCUUGCUUCUGGUGGGACAGGACGCUGCGGCGCGGGAGGCGUGCGCGCAAGGACUUUCCUGUGGGGACAGACGGACACACUGGACUCUGGGGGGGUGGGGUCCGCUUGGUGACGGAGGAAGUGCUGCUUUAUCCAACGUUUUCCUGCCUUUAAAGCAACAUCCCAAUCGUGUUUGGAAUUACAUUUUCUGUUCCUAGAUCUCGGAGGAGAGCCUUUCCUGUUUGUUGUCUCGAGUUCAGCAGUAACCGUAUUCCGCUAGCAGACAGAGGUGUAGUGUGCUGUACGAGUAUUUUAUAUUAAAAUAUGAAGUUCGCGAGCAGGCCAUCGGCUAGGGAGUGUAUCGCUCAGCUCAGUGCAUUUUCUUUCUUUUUUACCAUUUUAUCUUGCGUUGGAGGACCUUCAAUGCGACCGAGACUUGCCCGAGACCCACAGGACGGGGCGACGCCACCGAUGCAGGUGCUGGAUCAGUUGUGAGACUGAAAGCGUGGCGGGGCGCCCUGCAUCGGAAGCCGAGGUUCGAGGAAAAGCACAAGAGACCGCGGAAGCACUUUUCUGCCCCCCUCCCCGGACGCGCUCUGCGGGCCCACAGGUACCAGGGUUGAGCUGAACGGGCACGUCUGCUCUUUUGAAAACUGUUUUAGUUUAGUUAUUGGAUCAGUGGAGAAAACAAUAUUAAUAAAACAAGCUAUGUCUGACAUCUAGUAUAAGCUUCUAAAUCUGCUCAUUUCCACCUCGAGUCCAUGGGCCUCUGAGCCUUGUUUCUGAUCAUCCCAGACAGAUGCCUAGUUUGUCUUUCCCUUUUCUGAGCUCGGUGUGGCAUGCAUACUGCCCGUGGGGGCCCCUGGGAAAGGCUGUUGGGGUCGCCACCAGGCCAGAGCCCUGCUGGUCGUGUCCGUUGAGGUCAGACCCCUCCCCUCCAUGCAGAAAGCUCGGUGAGCAUGAGGUGCCGGGCUCCCCCGCGCGUCAGGAAGCACAGGGACCGGGCUCGUGCUUACUGGCGGCCGGCUGGAGCCCUGCACACAGACGUGUCCUCAGGUGACCCUCGUGCUCAGCGCCGCGCAGCGGUAGUGACUGGAUGACGGAGACUGGCUCAGCCACGGUCGACUUAGGGUUCAGAGUGGGUGGUCUUGCAGGAUGGGGCUAGCCCAAAAAAUCUGUCCCCCAAGGACAAGAAGAGGUCUACAUCCCUCAUUCCUUGGGCCCCUGGUGCAGUUCUGUCAUAAUUACGAAUUUAACAGUAAGUACGAAUUACGGAAAUAGGGCUCUAGGCCCACCACGCAUGAAACAUUGUUAGUCGGUUUAAAGUUUCUCUGUAUAACAAGUGCUACUUGGUUUGGAGAAAGGAACCUGCAUCCUCACUGAGUUACAGGAGUUUCAGUACGUGCAUGACGAGCCGCAGGCGGAUUUCAGAGGACUGCAGCCGGGUCGUAACCUUCCUGAACGGCCUCCACCCGCUCCCGGUGAAUGCCGGCACCUCGCAGACCGUUUCCUCCGUCUGGAACCGACGGCGGUCCGCCGCGGAACCCAACUGGGGGAGCCUGGCCGGGAACAUGCUAGAGGAACCCCAGCAGAGACUCCUGGUUCUGCUCAGUGUUUCUCGUGUGAAACCACAGAGACGCUACCCGUGGAGGAAGCACUUCUAGAAACCGGGUUGUCUGAGAGACAGGAAGCGGCCGAGGAGGUGGGGUUCUGCCCCCGCAGACAAAGGACAGGCCGGCUGGGUUCCCCGCGCGUCCGUGCGCUCGCACGGCUGACCCGCCCUCUCACCUGGAACCUCCUUCCCUCCUGGCUUUUCCGCGGCGGUCACAGCCGUGUCCACCUUCUAGAACUCACACUGGAGGGUGCGAGAGAUGACCUGACGCUGAGGACAACCCCGCGCCUGGCGAGGCUUCUCUCACACUGACGUCUGACGCACCUGGUGCCCGUCGGGGACCGCGCGCAGCCAGCGCCGCUCUGGAGGGUGGUCCUGCCUGUUGGUGGCCCCUGCCUGGCUCUGAGCGGGCCUCGGGGGUGAUCGUGUGACUGCACUCGACACGUGUCCUCGAGAAAGUGUUGGCGUUAAUCAGCCGCUGCCUCGUUCAGUCCUGGGGUUCUGGACGCUACCGUGUUGGCUGAGCACGGAGACGCGGGACGGUUUGGAACGAUCCUAGUUCCUUGCUGAACACAAUCCUAAACUUCAGCUUAAAUACAAAGUACGUUCCAACUUCAAAUAACAGCAUUUAUUAAUUACAAAACCAGUAUGAAAGACCAAUCACCAGGGCCCAGUUCACCGACAGCGCCGCCGCGAAAGGUAGGUGAGGCCACCUGUCGGAGCCUCCGCCGCCUCGCCCCCCGGGGACCCGCUCCCCGUGCACUCAGAAGUUGACGUGGUUUCGGAUAUCAUUGAUCUGCUUCACCAUCUCUCUUAUGUGUUCGCCCCUGUAAGAUCAUAAAGUCACUCAGUUCCGGGGACGCAAGGAACGAACAAGGACGGCGUUAACGCUCGUGCUUGAGGAAUUAAGCGGUGACGCUCAAGUGUGCGGGAAAUGCGCCGCCGAAGCGAACCGCGCGAGGUUUCCACGCAGCGCCGUGGGGCUCGCUGCCCGGGGGCCCCGGCGGCCACGCGACACGGUCGCGUCUCUGCUCCUCCACCAUCCUCUGCCCCUCGGUCCCCGGGACCCGUGAACGCGGGCGGCGCGGCGGGCGGCACUUACUCCUCCUUCAGGACGGACUGGAUGCAGCGGCGCUGGUAGGCGCUGAGCGCGAUGGCGGGCUUCUGCGGGCUCAGCACCUUCUCCAUCUUCCGCUGCUGAUAGUCCUUCUUCAUGGCGACCUCGAGUGUCAGAACACGGGCCACGGUUCGCUGCGCGCCCGCCGCCCCUCGGACGGACGGCGCCCGCCGCCCCGCGCCCCGGCCUACCUGCUUGAUGGCGUUGCCCAGGUGCCGCAGCUGCUCAGGGAUCAGCUGCAGCUCCUUCUUCAUGUCCCUCUCGCUGUCGGACAGAACCGGCAGCUGAGUGUGGAACUGGUGCAGCACGGUCUUCAUCCUGGAGCGAGCCGGGCGGGCGUCGGAGGCCGCGGGGCGCCGGGCGCGCCCGAGCCCCGGUCCUCGAGCCCGGCCCUGUGCCCCUGCGGGCCGGGCCGGGGCUCCCCGCGCUGUCGCCCCGACGCCUCCCGGCGCGGGCAGCACCACCCCUGCCCCAACACGCUCAGUACCCGAGGGCUCGGACCGGAACGAUCGCGGCCACUGACCUGUUCAUGAGAUCCUCCUGUUUCUCCUUGGCUUCCUCGUAUUUGUCGGCCAAGCGCUCCGCCAUUUCCCGGAGGCUCUUCCUAACGGCAGAAACCCAGGGGCGCUCGGGCUGCACCCGGAGGGCGGGGCCCAGGGCGCGCUUCUGCGUCCGCGUGUUUGAGCCCCAGCCGCGGCCGCGUCCCCCGCUCGCUGGGGCACUUACCUCUCCUCGCGGCAGUAACUGAGGUCCUCCAGCUGUUUCUUCUUUUGGUCACAUAACAGCUUGACCCUGGGGGGACACGGAGCCUCAGCAGAAGCCGGGCCGCGCCGGGCCGCCGGCGGGUGCACGCGGGCGCGGGGCCGGGGUACCUGCGCUGGAUCUCCUCCUUGGCCAGGUCCUGCUUCAGGAUGUACUGCUCCCGGAACACCUGCGUGGCCCUGCUCAGCAACUGCAGGCAUUCCUCCGGGGCGGGGGCCGCGUCCCCGUCGGACGACCUGGGAGUGGAGCGUCUGCCGUGACUCCCCGUCUGCCCCGCAGCCCCUCCCCCUGCGCCUGUCCACCCCCCACCCCGGCACCCCGACAGCCCAGGCGCCGAUCCCCGCACGCCCAGCACGGCAGGACGUGGGAGACGAGCCUGCGGAGGACAGAGGACGGACAGGAGUGAUGAACACGGGGACGGGAGCCCGGUAAAACCUGGACGCCCAGAGCUCGUACUUCAAAAAGGCGGGAUUUGCAACACUACGUUGCAAAAUGCUUCUGAUGUGCUUUUCGAAAGAAUCCGGGCUCUCGGCCAGAAUGCGGAGGGGAGACUCCGCCGCUGCCACGUCUUCUCGGGUGCAGAGCAGGGGAGGAGACGCCGGGUGGACCGUGCUCCUGCAAGACACGGACGCGACCCAACGCCGUCUACCGCGGGCUCACCGGCUGCGAGCCCCGCGGGAGCCCCGUCCACGCGCAGCUGUGAGAACGCGACGAACUGGACAGCGUGGACAGCGCGUCUCCCGUGAGAGGGCGAGACUGCAGCUCUCUGCCCUGAAGGUCACCUUGGGGAAGCCGUCCCCCUAGUCCACCAACGCUGCCACGUGUCCCCGCGUGUCGGGACGGGAUCUUCCCAAUAAAGACGUUGAGCUGACAAAGGCAGCCCCCGAAUACAAAUUCAUCAUGGGCUCUGGUGACGUCCGUGAGGGCAGAGACCGUGUCUGUCACACAGUCUCGAGCACCGGACAGCUUUGUCACGUGAAUAAACCGUGCCUCUCCCACGUGUGAUUUUGCAUCUGCUCCGACGGAGGGAUUCUCCCAGCGGGAUGGUCAAGCGUGUGGGGCACGAGGGCACUUACAGCAAGGGCCUUAUGAGGCACUCGUAGGUGCUGGUGACGCAGACCAUCGUGGGCCCCAGGAUGUCGGGCACGAUCCAGAAGCCCCGGAUGGGCGCCGGCUGCCUGCAACAACAGGUCGCAGGGGCUGAUGCUCGGCCGGGACGCGCCGCCCCUGCAGGAGCGUAGAGCUGGGGACUGGAAGGCCGCCAUGCUGAGAGCCUGGAGGCCGUCGGGACAGGAGCCACCGGCUGCUGCCGGCUCGCACGCCAGGCCCGGCCUGGCGUGAGCGCUCGCGGACGCUCAGACCGCACAGGAGGCGAGCGUCCAGCGCCCAGCGCUCCUGCACCAGCUCGCAGGCCUUCACCCACGGUCUCCAGCCCCCGCCCUGUCCCGCCCGCGGGGAGGCGGAACUGGGUCCUGGCAGGGCCGGCGGCCCAUCCGCUCGCGCCGCCCGCCGCUGCCCUUAAGCACAACCCUCCUUCCGGGCGGCUUCCCCCUCUUCUGGGAGGGGAGACGGUGCGGGGCUCUGGGAGUGAAAAGGCCUGUUUUCAGGGUGAAGCCUGCACCUGGGGAGCAAGAAGCUGUGACCGCGACCAGGCCCGGAGCAAGGACGCUGCAGGAACUGCAGCCUCCGGGUGACCCCCCUGCUCACAAGCUCCCCUCAGCCCCGGCCCUGCGGGAAGAAAUCGCUAUCCUGACUUGGUGCUUGGCGAUUAAAAAUCUGUGGAUUCACACCUAAGCGACACGGUUUAAUUCUACCUGUGUGAGAAGCAUAUACAAAUGGGACUUACUCCCUGUUUCCCCCUUUCACUUUCUGACCCAGCAGGGCCUUCCCUGCGCGUCUCCCAGAGCCCCCAGCCCGUUCUGCCCGUCUGGAGCCUUCCCUGCUCGCCGCUGCUCUGCGGUCACCCCCAGGACCUCCCCCCACCCCGCGGCUGGGCUCCAGACGCUCAGGCCUCCUGCCCCAUCGUGCGCCCUCCCCCGCGCUCCGUCCCCGCGGCCCGGCUCCCACACCCGCACGCCCCCCGUCCGCCCGAACCCACCCUUCCUCCUGGGCCCGUGUGCGGACGGCAGGACAGCGAUGCAGUGACCCCAGUAAGGGCUGGGAGUCAUUCUAGGUAGUUCCCUUCAUUCACCGAACGUCCACGGACCAUGUGUCCCUUGGCCAGAAACGGGGCGCAAGACAGUGUGACACAGACACGGUCUCUGCCCUCACGGACCUCACCCUAAACCCCAACUUCAGUACGUGUGACCGAGAGGGAACCAGGCAGACGGGGGCCCGGGAGCCCUCGCUGAAAACCUGACGUGAGCUCGGGGUCACACACGAGGACAAGUGCUCGCGAGGGGACGGCAGCAAACGGGGCGGAGCGCACAGUGUGCGGGCGGCCCGACCCACGGCCCCUCGGGUCAGCUGUCGUGUCCGCCGGGGGGCGACUUGAGUUCGGCUGGGACCGGGACCCGAGCGUGGGCAGACGCGGCCUUACCUGCAGGGCAGCGGCUUCGUGCACAGGAUGUGCUCCACGAAGCACUUCUGCUCGGCGCCGAGCUCCUGCAGACUGUCCUUAUCUUCCUCGUCUGCGGGGGGAGGGGCGCACCAGGUCAACGGCCGCGCGGCCCCGGGCACCAGCUGGACGCAGCCAAGUGCCCGCCUCGGACCGCGCCCUCCUGGCACGGGGCUCCCGGCCCAGCAGGGAGAGUGGGCUUUCCCCGGUCGGCUGCGGGAACGCGGGCGUGUUCCCGGCCGUGGUUCCGGGGCGGCCGCCGCCUCACGCACGCCUCGCGUGCCUCGGCGGGUUCUGCAACGGCUUUCCGAAAUGUGAUUGACAGCGGCCCACAGCCCACCACUUACGGUGUGUAACUCCAGGGGGUUUGCUGCACAAAUUGUACACCCACCACCACAGAGAUUUUAAAAUCUUUUCACGAGGGGCGCCUGGGGGGGCUCAGUCGUUGAGCGUCUGCCUUCGGCUCAGGUCAUGAUCCCGGGGUCCUGGGUCGAGCCCCGCGUCGGGCUCCCUGCUCCGCGGGAAGCCUGCUUCUCCCUCUGCCUCUGCCCCUCCCCCUGCUUGUGCUCUCCCGCUCUUUCAAAUAAAAAAUCUUCAAAAAAAACCCAACUUCAUUACCCAGAAGGAAGCCGCACACUCCUGAACGAUCACGCGAGUUUGGCCAAUGGCCCCAGGCCACCGCCACCACCCUCUGGCCUUCCCCCUCGGCGCACCUGCCUGCCCUGCACCGUCCCUGCACGUGCGCGGAGUCGGCGACAGGUGGCUGUCUGGGCGAGGCUCCCUGUGCCGCAGCCUGAGUCGGCGCCUCAUCCGUCCUACUGUGGGCGGACACUCCGUCCGAUGGCUGGAUCGCUGCCCGAUCGGCGGUGACAGACACACGGCCGUUUGGCUCUCACGAGGACACUGCUGUGAACGGCUGCUUACCGUGUUUGUGUGGACACGCGCGCGUGCACCGGGCAGCGGACCGCGGGGUCAGGCCGUCAGUCUGUGCGGGUCGCCUGGGGCACGGCCAGACUGUUUCCCUCGGUGCGGCACCACGUCGCGUGUCCGCAAGCCCUGUGCUGACCCCCCUCGCCAGGACCGGUUCUGACGGGCGUGAAGUCGCACCCGGCGGUCGUGUGGCGUCUCACCUCCAGGACUCCUGACACGGGACGUGGUCUCAGGCGCUACUGGCCGUCUGCACCUCAUCGGAGGAACAAGGUCUACUCAAACCCUCUGUCCUGUUUUGAACUGGGCUCUUGCCUUCACGUUGCUCAUUUCUACAGGCCCCUUUCGUAUUCUAGCUGCAAGUCCGUUACCAGACAGGGAUUUGCACUUACUCCCAUCCCGGGGAUUGUCUUUUCACUCCCGUAACAGUGUUUUCUUCUGAGAGGUGUAUAGUUUUAGUUCUGCGAUCCAUUUUGAGUCAUUCUUGCGUUACGGUGUGAGGAAGGGGUCCAAUUCCGUCCUGUCGCAGGUGCACGCACACGUGUCCCAGUGCCACUGGUCAAAAAGACUGCUCUCCCCGCGCUGAUCUCUGUUGGCGCCUUUGUGGAAACCAACUGGACUCUCCACCCCGUUCCAUCGACCUAUGCGAAUCUCCUUAUGUCAGCAUCACGCUGUCUGCGGUGCCGGACCUUUUGUAAGAAGUUCUGAAAUCGGCAAGUGUGGGUCCUCCAACUUUGUUCUUGUUUUUCAAGACUGUUGUGGCUAAUCCAGGCCCUUGGAAUUCCAAAUGAAUUUUAGGAUCAGCCUGUCAAUUUCUGCAAAUUCUGACAGGGAUGGCAUUGGGUCUGCACAUCGACUUAGCGAUUAUUGCCAUUUAACAAUACUAGGUUUUCUGAUCCAUGAACGUGGGGCAUUUUUUAUUUAUUUAGGCUUAUUUCUUUCAGUAACAUUUUGUAAUUUUAAGCCUAUGUUUUACACUUUUAUUAAAUUCGUUCUUAAGCAUUUUCUUUUGAAGCUACUACAAACGGGGCUGUGUUCUUAUUUUUCUUUUGGCUUAUUCACUACCAGUGCACAGAAACAGAUGUUUGCACACUGCUCUUGUAUCGUGCGAGCUCUCUGAAACCUUUAUUAGUACAAACGCUUUUGUAACGGGUCCCCUAUGAUUUACUGUAUAAAAGCUCACAUUGUCUGAAGAGGGGUUCAGUUCUUCCUUUCUAAUCUUGAAGCCUUUUAUUUCAUUUUCUGGGCUAGUUUCCUUGUCUGCCAGCUCAACACUGUUGAACACGAGGGGCAAGAGCAAUGUGCUUGUGCUUCAGAUCUUAAGGGAAAGUGUGGAAGGCAGAACUUGUAAACAGCCAAACUGGAUAUUCAGCGGAGGUUUGCUGAGCCGAAGUCAAGAGUCGGACUCUCAAUGGACUGAGCCACCCAGGCGCCCCAAUUCUAAACGACUUUUUGAUAGAAUCUGUGAAACAUACUGAAAAGUACAAAAAACUCACCUGACCCAAGAAACUUGUGAAGUUUAUGAAUCCAAGUGAGCCCAACGCUGUGCACACCGGCCUCGUGAGUACAGUGGUAUCUGGAGGGACACUUGGGAUCUGCAAACGGAACCAUGAACGAUACGACAGCAGUCGUUAGAACACGGACAUUCACCCCAGAAGCCCGCAAACACGUGUGUGGACAGAAGUGACAGACAGACGGUCUGCAGGUCCUUCCCACUGUGCUAUUGUGUCAGGGCUUUUGAAACUUUAAAACCUGAAUUCAAUUUUCAAAUAUAUUUUAAAUAUUUUUAAAAGCAAUAAACACAACCCCAAUAUUUCUCAACAGAAGAGUUCACCAAAACAUAUACUUGUCCACCUCUGGGCGUUUACUUGCAGUCCCUCAAAGUAAAAUGGGGCAGCUCUGCAGAAACAUAUGCGUCACUCCGCGAACGUACUCAAGCAAGUGCGUAAGUCACAGCCCGCCAGGACGACCGCGGACUCAGCAGUCCCAACACCACGCGUCCACACAGGCGUGGGGUGUCACUUCUCAACAAUGUGGACUCACGGGUGGCUUUACGUUUAAGUUUUAAUCCUUUUUUUUUAAUUCCUUAAGUAAGAUUACUCCCACCAUGGGGCUUGAACUUAUGUCCCUGAGAUCAAGAGUCACAUGCUCUUCCAAUUGAGCCAGCCGGGCGCCCCAAAUAAAUAUAUAUAUAUUUGGAUAUAAUUCUUGUUUGACAAUCCUUUAUAUUUACUUAAUUUUUAAAAAGAUUUAUUUUAGAAAGCACGCACACAUACAUGCAGGAGAGAGGUGUGAGGGGGGAGAGAACCUCCAGCAGACUCUUCAUGAGCAUGGAGCCUCACGUGGGGCUCAAUCUCACGACGCUGAGAUCAUGACCUCAGCUGAAAUCAAGAGUAGGGCACCUAACUGACUGAGCCCCCAGGAACCCAGAGGAUCCUUUAUAGUUAUACUAAGAAAUAUGAAAAAUUGUUACGUAAUUUAGAUGAAAUCUCCUAUACUUCUUUCGAGCCCUAGUACCAGUGAGACUACCGGAGACUAAAAGAUGAGUUCCUAAAUAUUUAUGAAUAUUUAUCGCUGUGACUCAGUACUUUCAAAACAUUAAACAACUAAAACAAGAUACAGAAAUAAUUUACAUGCUAAAGCUGAUUUAAGAUGCAACUGUUGAGGGGUUGGCUCAGUCUGUGGGGCACGUGACUCUUGAUCUCAGGGUCAUGAGUUCAAGCCCCACUUUGGGUGUGGAGCCUACUUUAAAAAAAAAAAAGAAAAAAAGAUGCAAUUGUCAUCCAUAAGCCCCAGAUGAAAAUUUCCUCCUAACAGCCUUUCUUACUGUUGACUUCACAGUAAGUAAAUGUUGUGAAGUGAAUGUUAACAUUUUUUUCCUGUUUUAUAUGUUGGGGUUCUGCAUAACUACCCCCUGAAAACAGCAUUAUAGUAGUACAAAGUUUUAAAAAUCCUGGUGUAUGGCAGUCCUCUCCCUGAACAAUAAAAUAUUAAAAAGUUUCUUUUCAUCUGGCCAAACUGGAGACUUUAUCUCAGGCUCAAAUCAUCUCAUUAGGUCUACUGUUUCCAAUGGCUUUUCAAAAUGUGUCUGUGCUGAAGUCAAAAAAAAAAUCUCAGUGUUGGGAAAGAAACAGAAAUCUGUUACAAAAGAGGCAACAUUCAAAACUGACGUAGGAAUCUGUUAGACACCCUACUAUUCGGUGGCCACUCACGUCAUUAAAAAUCUGGGUACGUUUCAGUGACUGCAAUGUGCCCUAAGGACAAAUAUGAAUGAGUCAAAAAUUUACUAGUUUCACAUACGAAAUAUUAACUCUUGUUGGAAAAACCAAGAAAAGAAUGCCUCCAUUUAAGAUUUCCCAAAGACGGGGCACCUGGGUGGCUCAGUCAGUUGAGCGUCUGCCUUUGGCUCGGGUCAGGGUCCCAGGGUCCUGGGAUCGAGCCCCACAUCGGGCUCCCUGCUCGGCGGGAAGCCUGCUUCUCCCUCUCCCACUCCCCCUGCUUGUGUUCCCUCUCUCGCUGUGUCUCUCUCUGUCAAAUAAAUAAAUAAAAUCUUAAAAAAAAAAAAAAAAAAAAAAAAGAUUUCCCGAAGACCUAUUCUCUUUAUAAGGAAACCAAGCAAAGUGUGUCCCUUACCUCACCGGGUCCCAGUGUCGUCAUCGCUAAGUUGUGACCCCUACUGCUUGGACUGUCUAAUCAGACGUGCUCAGUGACUCCCCAUGCUGGCCUACCGCACGAGAACCACGAGCCCCGAACGUCUGCUGUCCUCUCUACAGAUCUGAACCCGAUCCCGUGGGCUGGCUCCAGGGCCGGUGAGCAGAGGAGCUCCUGUCUCUGCACGGGGCCCAGAAACCUGGAGGAGACCCCGAGAAGCAGUGGAAGGACAGUGGGAUCGCAGGGGCUUGUGUGAGAGGGCCUCCCAGGUCAUCUGAUGUCACCCCGACCGUUGCCAGGUGAGAAAACGGAGCCCAGAGGGGUUGACCGAACGCCCACUCAUGUCAGAACUGUGCCCAAACCCAGCCCGAGCCAGGCCCCUUCCACUCAGCCGCUCGGCAUCUCCACAGCACCAGCUUCCAGGGGCGCAGCAGUCUACCCAGAAGCUCCCCAGACAAACAGAGAAGCUGCCGGAAAGAUCUGGUACCAACCCAGGUAAAUUAAAAGAGAAAAAGAGAAAAAGGACAGCUUUCAAACUGGGUCUGGGAGUAACAAGAUACUAUGAUGUGUUCGAAAGUGAAGACCUGAAUCUUCACGGCAGCGUCUUACAAUUUGAAUUUUAAAAUUCCUUUUAAGGUUUAUUAAAGUUUGUAUACGUUUAGGUAUUUGAAUCAGGAAAUCAGCUUUCGACUGGACCAGGAAAAAUUCCCCACUCUCGAUCUGGGCGGAUCCAGACGGCAGACUAUCCGGACGCCUGGGAAAGCGGCUCAGCCCCUCGCGGCCCCGGAGUGGCGCGCGGAGCCCGGAAGGCGCUCGGGGCUCAGUCAGCCUUCCCGCGGCUGGAACCACAAGACCACGGCCGCUCCUAGCAGGUCGGGCUGGAAGUGAGGGCGCUGCCCACGUUACCUCUGUGCAGUUUGAUUGGACAAGAAAAGUCCGAAUCGAAGGGGUCGUCGUCCCCGGCGGCGAGCGUCAGGCCGAGCUCCAGCUCCACGCACUCGAACACGUACAGGGAGGGGACGAAGUCGGCCCUGGAGGCCCAGGACUUCUCCGACUAUGAAAGAAGCAGCAGCGUCUCAGGCGUUCGCGUUCAUCCACCCGACAGGACCCCCCACCUCGUGUCCUGACGAGGGGACAAAACGGCCUCUCUCGUGUCCGGCAGACGCGAACCAGGGUCCGAAGGGCCCAUGUAGGGGCCACACCUCGGGACGGGCGGUGACAGGGAGCCCCUCCCGCUGUCAGUGCCCGCACCCAACUCACUGUCUGGUCGUCCUCCUCCUCCCCUUCCAGCACAACGCAGUGAUACAGCACUCCCGACUCGGUGGCGAUCACCAGGAUGUUGGGGACGCAGGGCAGGCAGAGGAUGGCGCACGCGUCGUAGCCGUAGUUGUCUUCCGCCGCAGGGUGCAUGGGCAACGGGCCCAGCAGCUUCCCGACACUCCCGGGGCUGCGGGAACAGUGACACACGCGGGUGGGUGGCUCAGACCGCGCGUUCCUGCGGCCGGCCCACCCCGGCCAUGAACGUGGCGCCGGGCGGCCCCGAGGUCUCCACGCUCUCCCGCUCGACUCUCACCCCCGGUGCUUUGCGACUGCAGAGAAGUCUGCACCCAAGAAGACACGGACAACGUCUGAAGACAUUUUUGGUUGUCACCACGGGGGUGACGGGGGCGCUUACUGGUGCGCUGGGGCAGAGGGUGCUGAACGCUCCCCACUGUUCAGCUCAAACAUCACCAGUGCGGAGGCUGAGAAACCAGGCCCCAAAUCUAGGACGGUGCUUCCCUCGUCACGUCUCUAAGCUACCCAGUGACGACAGGCCCCAGGGAGACCCUCGCUGCUAAACCCACGGCCGCUUAGCUGCCCCGCGGCUGCACCUCAACAUCUGCACCAUCUGCCCCCGCUCCCCGUCUCUCCGAGCACACCUCUCGGGCCUUCUCUAACUUCUGUCCCUUGAAGACCGGCGCCCCCGCCCCACUCUGCACACCCACGAGAGCAUACUCAACCACGCCUGCUUCUAACGGCUGCCUAGACCCUGCACUGUCUCUUCAGGGCUUCAGACCCAAUGUCCACGUGGAGACAGUUACUGAGUGCUGGGGGGCGGCCCAAGGGACAGACAUUCAGCUGGGGAAGCAGACGUGUAGCCAGAAUUACCAUACGUGUGCUGAGUGUGACAACGCAGGAUUUACAGUGCGAGAGGAACACAGGGACAAAGACACUGAGGUAAGGGGCGCCUGGGUGCUCGGUCGGGUGAGCAUCCGACUCUUGAUUUCUGCGCAGGUUGUGAGACUGAGCCCCACAUGGGGCUCUCCGCGCUGAGCGCAGAGUCAGCUUGAGAAUGUCCCCUGCCUCUCCCGCUUGUGCUCUCCCCCUCUCUAAAAUAAAUAAAAUUUUUUUCCUUAA